AUGGAGCGUAUGGGUGGCGCAAGAAGCACCGAGUUCUGGUUACAGGCAAGUCGCACGUGUAAAAAGGCGCCUCCGACGGACUGGAUCAUGCUACAAAGAAUGCACGUGGAGUCAGUCGAGCUCACACUUCGUCUUCUUCAGAGCGUCCACCGUGCAGCUACUCGUAUUGUUCAGUACGGACCGGUUCGGAAAGUAGGACGUCUGAGCCCGUAUCGACAUCCAAUGGGUCAAGAACAGCUCAUCGUCUCUGUCUCCAUCUCAGCUUCAAAGGUCGUGCUAGCAGUACCUACCGCCAACCUCGAGACUGAAGUGCAGCUUUAG
Peronospora matthiolae is the source of this 321-nucleotide messenger RNA. The record is from the annotation of a GenBank genome assembly. NCBI's taxonomy places the organism in Eukaryota, Oomycota, Peronosporomycetes, Peronosporales, Peronosporaceae.